This is a messenger RNA of Cervus elaphus (red deer), 3011 nucleotides long. RefSeq names its product vacuolar protein sorting 4 homolog B (gene VPS4B). Gene Ontology annotation, biological process: vacuole organization; endosomal transport. The record is from RefSeq and is a predicted model, not a curated record. The transcript has 11 exons. Gene Ontology annotation, molecular function: ATP hydrolysis activity; ATP binding. Lineage: Eukaryota; Metazoa; Chordata; Mammalia; Artiodactyla; Cervidae. The coding region runs from base 259 to 1593 and encodes 444 amino acids.
AUGACGAAAGCGGAAGUCCUGUGGCAGACGCAGGACGCUAGGCCGGCGCUGGGGGCUGGGAUCGCGGAAGCUCCGUGGGGAGGGUCGGGCGCAGUCUGAGUGCCGGGUGGUUUCCGAACAGGUUCCCGAGGGAGGCAGCCGCGAGGUUCCAAGCCGCCGGCCUGCGUGCGUUCGGGCCGCUCCAGGUGUGAGUCGACGUCGCCCUGUGGCCUGCCUCUGCCCCCGGCCCUCCCCGGGGAGCCGCCUCGGGUCUCCGCCAUGGCGUCCACCCCGACCAACCUGCAGAAAGCCAUAGAUCUUGCCAGCAAAGCGGCCCAGGAGGAUAAGGCCGGGAACUACGAGGAAGCCCUUCAGCUCUACCAGCAUGCUGUCCAGUAUUUUCUCCAUGUGGUUAAAUAUGAAGCACAAGGUGAUAAAGCCAAGCAAAGUAUCAGGGCGAAGUGUACGGAGUAUCUUGACAGAGCAGAGAAGCUGAAGGAGUACCUGAAGAAGAGAGAGAAGAAGCCCCAGAAGCCGGUGAAGGAGGGGCAGCCGGCCCCCGCCGACGAGAAGGGGAAUGACAGUGAUGGGGAAGGAGAAUCUGAUGAUCCCGAAAAAAAGAAACUGCAGAAUCAACUUCAAGGUGCCAUUGUUAUGGAGCGACCCAAUGUGAAGUGGAGCGAUGUUGCUGGUCUGGAAGGAGCUAAAGAAGCUCUGAAAGAGGCCGUGAUAUUGCCUAUCAAGUUUCCUCAUCUCUUUACAGGCAAGAGAACACCUUGGAGGGGAAUCCUGUUAUUUGGGCCACCUGGAACAGGAAAAUCCUAUUUGGCCAAAGCUGUAGCCACAGAAGCAAACAACUCAACGUUUUUCUCAAUAUCUUCCUCUGACCUUGUUUCUAAGUGGCUGGGUGAAAGUGAAAAGCUAGUUAAGAACUUAUUCCAACUUGCCAGAGAGAAUAAACCUUCGAUUAUCUUCAUUGAUGAAAUCGAUUCUCUGUGUGGUUCAAGAAGUGAAAAUGAAAGUGAAGCUGCAAGAAGAAUUAAGACAGAAUUCCUAGUUCAGAUGCAAGGGGUUGGCGUGGACAAUGAUGGAAUUUUGGUUCUGGGAGCUACAAACAUACCCUGGGUUCUGGAUUCUGCCAUUAGGCGAAGGUUUGAGAAACGAAUUUACAUUCCUUUGCCUGAGGCCCAUGCCCGAGCAGCAAUGUUUAAACUGCACUUGGGGGCCACUCAGAACAGUCUGACAGAAGCAGACUUCCGGGACCUUGGAAAGAAAACUGAGGGCUAUUCAGGGGCGGACAUAAGUAUCAUUGUACGGGACGCACUCAUGCAGCCAGUUAGGAAAGUACAGUCAGCUACUCAUUUUAAAAAGGUUCGCGGACCUUCACGAGCUGAUCCUAACAACAUAGUAGAUGACCUGCUAACGCCCUGCUCUCCAGGCGACCCUGGUGCCAUUGAGAUGACGUGGAUGGAUGUCCCUGGGGAUAAACUUUUGGAGCCAGUUGUUUGCAUGUCGGACAUGUUACGGUCACUGUCCAGCACAAAGCCCACAGUCAAUGAACACGACUUGUUGAAGCUAAAGAAGUUUACAGAAGAUUUUGGCCAAGAAGGCUAGACCAAAGACAGCAAGGAAGACGUUUACCAUGUGUGUUCUCUCUUUCAUAGGCAGUUUUGCUUUUCCUGGAUGGCAGUCAGAUUAUUUCUGAUAAAACUCUUUUACCACAGGAGAAUAGAGAUCUCACUUCAGCAUUCCUUUAAGUUUUAUUUGUACUUUUGCUCCAUUUCCAAUUAAAUCCUCCUGUUAACAAAAAUUAUAAAGUAAUGGGCCAUAAGAAAAUGAGUGAUAUACAAAAACAGGGAAAAAAACAAAAUGAGUGAUAUAUAAAUAGCAGAAAAAUAGAAAUUACCCAGUAAAAAGAAAAUUAAAAUUGAUUGACAUACAAAUAUUUUAAAUUGUUAGGAAGAGUGGUCUUUGCAAAGAGCAUUCUUUUUUUUUUCCCAACUAAAAUGAAAUGGGGCUUAUUUCAUAUUUUGGAAAAAAAAAUCUUAAGCAUCAUUCUUGUCAAAGUAAGAUUUAUUUGCUUUACUAAAAAAAUGUUAAAUGCUUUACUCUCAGGGAUGGGCAGUAAAACAGCAGAGAACAUGUGAUCAGGCUUCAAAGGUUCUUAACUGUGUUGUAGCCAAGGGUCUGAUUGAUUUUCGAUAGGUUGACUUUUUCUCUCCAUGUAGAUUUAAAUAGUUUCUAUAAAAGUCGCAGGCUUUUUUAUAUUUACCUAAGUAAUACCUUUCACUGUGCAAUCUUUAGAGAAUGACUCUCUCAGUUCGGCAUUGUCUUUAUUUUGAAGAAGAAAAUUGUGUCUUUCAAUGUCUUUUUGUAGCAAGAUUGACCAAAACAGGUGGUGAAUAAAUAUGUACUUUUUAAAUAAUUCUGUCAUGAAAUACUGUAUGGGAACCUUUACUUAAAGGAACAAACGGCCUCCCUUUGGAUUAUGGAAAGUUUCUUGUCUGUGAUAUCGGGGUGUGUGUGUAUAUAUAUAUAUAAAUUUUUUAAAUAUAGGAAAGCUAGAGUCUUGUCUUUGACCUUUUAAGUUCAGGGAACAGCUUGUCCUGACCACACAUAUGUUAUCAGUGUAAUGUUUCAUGAAGCUUUAGAAAUGAGCUUGUAGUCUCCUUAAAUAAUAAAAUGCAAACAUAAUUUUACGUUGUUUUAAUGCCCUCAAGUAAAUAAUCUGAGGGGUGUGUUACACACCUGAGCACCAACACUAAGUUGUGCCUUGUACAUUUGCAGUGGCCUCUCCUUGCAGAGUAUUAUUAAGUCGGCUAGAAUGAGGUGGUGUUCCUUAAUUUACUAUAAAGUUCUGCCUUGCAAAUGCUAUAGAAUAACUUGCAUUUUAAAGUCUUUUUGCACAUUUUACAUAUUAUGCUAUAUGGUUGCCUUGGGGUUUUCUGUACAGAUUGUUUUUGUUGAUAUUAAAUGGAAAUCAUAGGCCCAAAAUACGCUGUUCUUACAUGAAGUAAAUGGAUAUAACCUAC